GAGCUCGGCUGCGGCAGGCGGCGGACGUCGGCUGCUGGGGGAAUAUCGCGACAGCGACACCGCGACAGCGACAGCGAUAUCGCGACAGCGCGACACCAACGAGCCUCGCCGCUUCUUGGAUUAUCCCUCUCGGGCUUUUUCUUGCGCCCGCUGGAUUACAAUUGCACCAUGACCCUGGAGGAGCUGGUGCCUUGCGAUAGCAGCAAGAUGCAGGCGGUGAGCGAGGCGGUGGAGCGGGUGCUGGUGGCGGCGCAGCGGCAGGACCGGCUCACCGUGGGCGUCUACGAGUCCGCCAAGCUGAUGAACGUAGACCCCGACAGCGUGGUGCUGUGCGUGCUGGCCACGGACGAGGAGGACGAAGGCGACAUCGCCCUGCAGAUCCACUUCACCCUCAUCCAAGCCUUCUGCUGCGACAACGACAUCCACAUCCUGCGCGUGUCGGGCAUGCAGCGCCUCGCCUCCAUCCUGGGCGACCCCGAGCCGGGCGCUGAGCCCCGCGACCUGCACUGCCUCCUGGUCACGAACCCGCACACGGACGCCUGGAAGAGCCAGGGGCUGGCGGAGGUGGCGAGUUACUGCGCCGAGAGCCGCGACAGGAACCAGUGGGUGCCCUACGUCUGCCUGCAGGAGCGCUGAGCCGGCCUCGUGCCGCCCGGCGCGGUGCCUGAAAGAGGAGGAGGAGGAGGAGGAAAAACCAACCCUAAAACCGCAGGGAGACGGAGGAGAAACAAGCAGUUAAACCAAACCAACCCAAACACCCGCCGAUUCUUCAUUUUUCUUUUUAAAACCGGAGAGGAGAAGGGAGCAGCCCGGCCGCACCGGUGGGCGUGGGAAGGACGAGCGGUGCCGGUGGCCCGGCGGGACGCGCGCCGGAGCCGUGCCGAGGAGUCGUGCUUGGCCGCGGGGCCGUGCCGAGGAGCCCCGGGAGGAGACGAGGGCUUUUUGUUUUCUUUUUGGCGUCCCUGACUCGAUUGAUGGAGGACUGCGGAGGGACGGAUUCGCAGAUGAACUUUUUUCCAGGGGGCGACGCUGGCGAUGGGACAGGCGUGCAGCACCACGGUCAGUUUUUGCACUUCAAGCCACUUGGAGACCCUGAUCCAAAUCUAUUGCAGAGUCUAUUCUUGUACUGAUUUAAAAUAAAAAUGUAUUUGCAA
Messenger RNA from Cygnus olor (mute swan), 1154 nucleotides. RefSeq names its product growth arrest and DNA damage inducible beta (gene GADD45B). The transcript has 4 exons. Lineage: Eukaryota; Metazoa; Chordata; Aves; Anseriformes; Anatidae. The coding region runs from base 169 to 636 and encodes 155 amino acids. The record is from RefSeq and is a predicted model, not a curated record. Gene Ontology annotation, biological process: regulation of cell cycle. Gene Ontology annotation, cellular component: nucleus; cytoplasm.